GAGCUUUAUAUUAGCGUGAAACAUUGAACAAAUCACACAUUGGAAAAAGCUGCGCUCCGAGGGUACCGAAUCAUAUGUAUGUCUACUGUCGCACAGAUCGCAGAUCAACAACGCUACAACAGACGAAGGUAGGCUGGGCUGGUUGGUUGACGGGCUGACAGAUAAACGGGUUACAUACGGAAAUCACCGGUGAAUAUAUACAUACAUACAUAUAAACGAUGAAUACAAAUGAGCAAAAUGUGAAAGAGUAAAAGUUGAAAAGUAGACGAAAAUAAUGGUGCAGAAGACAGUGGUAAAUAAAUCAAAGACUAACUAACUAUUAGUGGCAGCACAAAGAGCGCAACGAAGAGUGUCACAGCGCAAGUAUACUAUAUACAGCAAAUAGCGGUAACGGGACGCUAUAGAUUGUAGAAGAGUACGCUGGCGUUUUGGUGGUCAAACAACAAAAGUCGUCCAACGAAGCAAGCAACGAGCGGCGCGCCAACACUCUUAUCGAGCUGGCGUUAGAUAAAGGCUACAUACAUAUAUGUAUAACUGCGUUAUUUGAUUAGAUUUGGCAGUAAAAUAUCGGGAAUCGUAACACUUGCAAUUCGUGAACUUCCAGCGCAGGUGUUAGUACGUAAUGUAAAUCGGUGGAUUACGGAGUUGUGCUGUGCGCGAACCAAUCGAGGUAACAAAGCAGCGAACAAAGUACAAAGACAGUGUUGCGCAAAUACGAAAAGAGCAAGCCAAAACGAAUGCUUAGUAUUGUGCACAAUUAAAAGAAUUGCCAAAGCAGAUAUUGAACUUAGUUCAGGAAGCGCUACGGAGUUCCACAUAAGAACAGACUACACACCACACAUUCAGCUGGCAACCACGCUGCAUGCGUAAGGGAAAAGUGUUACAAAAUCCGUGCAAAUCGUUUUGUACCAUUAUGGAUCCUUGUCGGAAUCUCUCACUCGAUUUGCCCGACACGAGUUACGUGUAUGACAAUACGGCGGCCAGUGUGGUGAACACGCCGUUGUCACCGACGUCCAGCGUAGCGAAAAUCUCGCCCAACGGUGUUAUCGAGCUGAGCGAGCUCUUCUACAUCAACAACAAGCAGAAGACGACCAUUACGGUCGAGGUGAAACUGAAUGCGGAGGGCAUAUUUUUGCGACGAGAGACCGGCGCAGUGGAUGAAAUCAGCGAGCAGCGCAUACGUAUGGAGGAUAUCAUAGGCAGUAGUUGUGGACCGCGUUUGAAGAAGAGCCAUCGUGGCGCUUUGGCCUCCUGUCGACGCAUCGAUGAUGAAUCCGAAGCUGAGCAGGCGGCACAAAAGGAUAUUAGCGCCUAUUUGCACAUAUAUGCUUAUAUCAAGAACGAGAAGAGUUCCAUGCGUCGUGAGCGCACCGUGCGCAUAUUACGUUUUCGUUCAUUCGAUACGUAUGAGGAGAAUGUGAAGGUGGCCGAACGUUGGCAUCAUGCGAUACGCAUUAAUCAGGCGGCGCUUAAGAAUCAAUUGGUCGAGAAACAAUUGUUGAUUUUUCUCAAUCCCAAGUCCGGUUCGGGUAAGGGACGUGAAAUGUUCCAUAAACAAGUGGCGCCCGUCCUCAAGGAGGCUGAUGUGCCGUAUGAGUUGCACGUGACGGCGCAUUAUAAUUUUGCGCGUGAGUAUGUGCGCAAACACAGCGAUCUCUUGCAUUGUUAUAGUGGCAUUGUGGUCGCAUCGGGCGAUGGACUGUACUAUGAGGUGCUCAACGGCAUAAUGGAACGUGAGGAUUGGCGCGCAAUUACACGUCAAAUACCGCUGGGUAUUAUACCUUGUGGUUCGGGUAAUGGUUUGGCGCGCAGUAUAGCGCAUCUCUAUAAGGAACCAUACGAACCGAAGCCCAUUUUGUAUGCCACAUUGACUUGCAUUGCUGGCAAGUUGGCGCCGAUGGAUCUGGUGCGCAUCGAUACGGGUAAGGAGGGUAAAGCUUGCGAGAUGUACUCAUUCCUAUCCGUCGGCUGGGGUCUAAUCGCCGAUAUUGAUAUCGAGAGUGAACGUUUGCGUUCGAUUGGCGCAUCGCGUUUUACUUUCUGGACGAUACGGCGGCUGAUUGGCUUGCGCACUUAUAGCGGCAAAUUGUCAUAUAUACGUUGUGAACGGAAGGAUGCCCGCAAGACUUUUGGUACGCGCGUUUCCACGGUCUCCAAUGAGGAACGUCGUUUGCCACCAGAGGUACAGGAGUUCUAUGACAUACCAAAUCCACCGGCGGGCAUUAAGGAUGAUGAUUUCGUCACAAAAACUAACAACAAAGAAGAUGAUGAAUUCGGUGAUGCCAUAUCGUUGGAUCGUGUUAGCUUUCGUUCAAACGCCGAUAGCUGGCAUUCGGCUAUGUCGAAACGCACCGCUUACUUUUCGGUCACUGACCAAAGCUUACGUUCGCGUCGCAGCGUACUCAGCCGCCUCGAAUCGAUUAAUUUGGAAUACGAAAGUCGUCGUCCACCGUCCACAAUACCGACACUGGAUCAACCGUUGCCCGCAGAUACUUGGCACACCGAGGAGGGUGAAUAUGUUAUGGUUCACGCAGCCUACACCACACAUCUCUCCUCAGAUUGCUUCUUUGCGCCCGAUUCACGUCUCAACGAUGGCAUCAUCUAUCUCGUCAUAAUACGUGGCGGCGUUGGUCGCUCACAACUGGCGCAUUUCCUACUCGGCAUGAGUUCAGGCACACAUCUACCAAAGGAGCCGAAUAAGUAUAUAGAAGUGGUGCCGGUGCGUGCAUUCCGCAUUGAACCGAGUCCCGAUAAAGAGGGUAUUAUGGCGGUGGAUGGUGAACGUGUGGACUAUGGACCGCUGCAAGGUGAAAUAUUGCCCGGCAUGAUCAAGGUCAUGGUCCCCAACGGAAAUGCCAUCGACUAGCGCACAAAUUACACACAAAUAGUCGCCGAGUACACAAAUAUAUUCGUAUGUAUAUUUAGUAAAUAUAUUUAGCAUUUGUUUUUUUUACAUGCCAAGCAUUUGUAGUUCCAUUUAGUUCGGUUUGUUUUUAAACAUAAUAAGUAUUUUAUUGUUAACUAUUCCAUUGUUAUUAAGUAUAUAUAUAAUCUAAUGUUGUAUGUAGAUUCAUACAUGUAGACAUAGAAAUAUCAAAUAAAAUACAUGAAAGUGCUACAUUUACAGCCUA
Zeugodacus cucurbitae (melon fly) is the source of this 3131-nucleotide messenger RNA. RefSeq names its product sphingosine kinase 1 (gene Sk1). NCBI's taxonomy places the organism in Eukaryota, Metazoa, Arthropoda, Insecta, Diptera, Tephritidae. Bases 863 to 2866 code for a protein of 667 amino acids. Gene Ontology annotation, biological process: sphingosine biosynthetic process. Gene Ontology annotation, cellular component: intracellular membrane-bounded organelle; membrane; cytoplasm. The transcript has 2 exons. The record is from RefSeq and is a predicted model, not a curated record.